Messenger RNA from Arabidopsis thaliana (thale cress), 1331 nucleotides. RefSeq lists its product as hypothetical. NCBI's taxonomy places the organism in Eukaryota, Viridiplantae, Streptophyta, Magnoliopsida, Brassicales, Brassicaceae. The record is from RefSeq and is marked reviewed. The coding region runs from base 47 to 1183 and encodes 378 amino acids. The transcript is spliced from 6 exons.
AAUCGCCAUAACAAAAAAACACAAAGUAUUCACCGACGAGAAGAAUAUGACUACGGAGGAGGAGUCCCUUUCUGCGGCGGAGGAGGGUUACAAUGUACAGAGAGACUAUUGGCGUCAAGCGGAGGAAUCCGAUGGUUUCGAUAUAGAGAACAUUAAACUACCACCAGGUAUGCAUGGACGGGUCAUGGGACUGAUUACCUAUAACUGUCAACUUUGUUACCGUUAUCCGUUUCCUGUCUUGGUCAAACUUUAUGCUAAGUUUGGGCUUCAUCGUUACAAUUUGAUCAAGGGAACAAGCUUCGAGCUCGCUGCCUUAAUGAAGUUCAACAUGUUACAAAACUAUAUGUCCUCUUUCUACAUGACUCUGCUUGCACAUGAUCCCGAUCCAGCUGCUAGCUCAUCGCAGAAAACCUUUCAGGUUCGAGUUGAUGAACAACAAUUUGGCACUUUGGGUAUAAACUGCUCCAUUGCUAGACCUAAACACGAAGGUGACUUACUUGAAGUGUCCACCAAGACGCCCUUCAUACCUCACUUUCAUGGUGGCGCAUUGGGCGAUGGUAUAUUCAAAGGUGAAUUGCCUGAUUGUCUCUCAGAUGAUGCUUUGAAUGCACUGAUGGAGGCUGUCUCCAAAGAUGAAUUGCCUGAGCAUGUCUUAGAUGAUGCUUUGUAUGCACGGGCCGGUGGUAUCUUCCAAGGUGAAUUGCCUGAUUGGCCCUCAGAUGAUGCUUUGAAUGAUGGAAAACGAUUUUACAUGCUGAAGGAAUCAGAGUGGCAGGCCACUGAUUGGAUUUCUAUGUAUUUGGAACUUGUAAUUACUACAACUGAUAGGUCGAUCACUGAGACAGUUCAGAAGCCAGAAGUUCUGUCCAAGUUGGAGAUUGUGAAAGUGGCGAUAGAAACUGCUACCAAAGAUGAGGAGCCGUCUAAUGAGAGACUCAAAGCCUACAGGGCACAUUUCUACAUAACGUUUAAGGGCUUGGCAGAGCCUCGAGCCCCUCGGCAGGUUUUUGAGAUUGGGGAGCAUGUUGAACGCCAAGCUAUAGUUAGAAGAGUCAUGGGCCAUAGAGGAGACUUGACUCUCAAGGGUAAGCUUUGUGGUGGUCAAUAUAUCAAAAGGCGUUCUCUGGCUCUCAAGAGUGGAGAAGAGUCCCCGAAUUGUAAAAAGCAAACUCGCGUCGGCUAGGCGUUUGUAUACAUGGCCGUCUGCGUAAUGUUAAGAUCCAUUUGAAAAUGUGGAUCAGAUAAUAAACUAAGCUAUUAAUUUUGUGCGUUUGGAUUCUUUGAUUCUUUGAUAAUAAACUAAAGACUUUUAAAUAUUAUUAUUCUCCAAA